Salarias fasciatus (jewelled blenny) is the source of this 4245-nucleotide messenger RNA. It is a transcript of the gene rasal3, whose product is annotated as RAS protein activator like 3. The transcript has 19 exons. Bases 209 to 3724 code for a protein of 1171 amino acids. Lineage: Eukaryota; Metazoa; Chordata; Actinopteri; Blenniiformes; Blenniidae. The record is from RefSeq and is a predicted model, not a curated record. Gene Ontology annotation, biological process: regulation of GTPase activity.
GUGAGAGGAGAGGAGAGACGUGCUGCAGAAACCACAGACUGACGAGCUCCUCGUGUUUCUGCAAGACAGGAAGCGAGAGAAGCAACCAGACAGCAGCAGAGAAGACACGAGCGUCCCGCUGCUGCCGAUCGGGGACGGAGCAGGACACGCUUUCUGCACCCGCACCUGAUGCAACCGCGACAGGACCAGGAACCCAGAGGAACCUGAAAUGGGCACCGAGGAGAAAGAUUCAGAGGCCGCCGGUCUGGCUCCGGCGAAGGAGCAGGGAUCCUCAGAGAGGGACGGCGAGUCUCCUGUGGAGCCUCCUCAGGGUCAAACCCCCGAGAGCGCCGACCCCAUCGACACCUACAAGUGGCACACCGGCUCCAAGGGCGCCCUCAACGAGCUGAGAGAGGACGCCGGAGCCGCCGCGUCCUCCACGUCCACCCUGGAGAAGAUCCAGAAGGCCUCUGGGAACAAAUGGAGCAAGAUGCAAACCUGGCGCAAAGCGCUGAGCGAGGAGGGCAAUGGGAAAGGAGGAGGAGGAGGAGGAGGAGGAGGAGGAGGAGGAGGAGAAGGAGCCAAGCCUGAGAAGAGCUCUGGAGGAACCAGAAAGAACCCGUUCAGGAGAGCCCUGUCCGAACCCCCGGGGUCGCUCUUCUCAGCCCGGACGACGAGCUCCAGCUCGGCCCUGGCUGCCCCCGCUGCAGAGGCCUCGGGGGCCUCCCCCAGCGAGCCCUCGCCCAGAGGAGGAGGCGGAGGAGCGCUCUUCAAAAAGUACCUGAGGACGGUGUCCCAGAAGCUGAAGAGGCCCCGGCUGCAGAGUCGAGGAAGUGCGUCAGCGUUAUUACCAGUUUCAGCAGACGAUGUGGAGCCGACGGCGGCCGGUAUCACCGAGCUGCCCCGGCUGCAGUGGGCCCCCCCCCAGGAGGUCCCGCUCUGGGACAUCAGCCACUGUGUGCUGGAGGACGGACACAUCCUCAUCUCUCCAGAGGAGGAGCCAACUAUGUGGACCAGAAACCGUGUCAGCAGCUGCUUGUCCAACCUCAGUAUGCAAAACCUCGCCGAACUUGAAACAGAGUGCAGCCCCGACCCGGUGGGCCUGUCCAGCGGUUCCCGGCCCAAGAUCCAGGACGGCGGCGUGAGGGGAAUGAUCAAGAGACGUCUGGAGAACAAGGCCAAGCGGGGGAGCAACUCCCAGCCCAGCCUGAUGGGACUGAGCAAAGGAAGCAGACUGCACGGUUCCCGGGAGUCGGUGUCGAUCCCGGUCAGCGCCGUGGGGAGUCUAGACCUGAACGCAGACACCAGCACCGUCAUCCGGCCCGUCCACAGCUCCAUCCUCGGGGAGAAGUACUGCUUCGAGGUGAUCAACUCGGAGAACUCCCAGUGCUUCGGCUGCACCUCGGCCGCAGAGCGGGACCGAUGGAUCGAGGACCUACGACGAGCCGCACAGCCCAACAAGGACAACAUCGAGCGCACGGAGAACUCUCUGAGUCUGUGGGUCAACGAAGCCAAGGAUCUGCCCCCCAAACGCCGCUACUACUGCGAGGUGCACCUGGACGGGACGCUGUUCGCCCGGACCAGCAGCCGGGCCGUGGGCAAGCCGGCCAGCCGCUCCAGCAUGGACGGCUCGGCGGGCUCCUCGGGAGGCCCGGGCGCCGGCGGGGGCCUGGUCGGAGGGUGCCAACUCUUCUGGGGGGAACUUUUCGAGCUUGACAACCUGCCCAGCAUCUCCCAGAUCAGCCUGCACCUCUUCCGCGAGGAAGACAACAAGAAGAAGAGACACUCUCGAGACGAGUCCAUCCUGCACCCGCUGGGCAGCGUGGCCAUGCCGCUGUCUGACAUCCGGGGCAGGACCUACCAGGAGAAGUGGUAUCCCAUCACCCCCUACAAGGCGGCGGGCUCGUCCGGGACCAAGGAGCUGCUGGGCUCCCAGGCCUCGCUCCGGAUCAAGGCCCGCUUCCAGAACCUGCAGGUGCUGCCCAUGGAGAAGUACAAGGAGUUUGCAGAGUACGUGACGGUGGACUACGUGGAGAUGUGCCGGAACCUGGAGCCGCUGCUGAGCGUGAAGGAGAAGGAGGAGCUGGCGGGAGCUCUGGUCCACGUCCUGCAGAGCAUCGGCAAGGCCAAGGAAUUCCUCAUCGAUCUGGGCGGUGCAGAGGUGGAGCGUCUGGGAGAGAAGGAGGCGCUGAUCUUCAGAGAGAACACGCUGGCCACCAAAGCCAUCGAUGAGUACAUGAAGCUGGUGGGACAGAAGUACCUCAUCAACACGCUCGGAGACUUCAUCACCCGCCUCUACGCCUCCGGGGAGAACUGCGAGGUCGACCCCCGGAAAUGCCACGCCUCCGAGCUGUCGAGCAACCAGAGGCACCUGAGGGAGACCUGCGAGGAGGUGGUGCAGAAGAUCGUCCAGGCGGAGGGACCUUUUCCCGAGGAGCUGAACAAGAUCUUCUCCAGCUGGGUGGAGCUGUGUGAGGACCAGGGCAGGGCGGAGAUCGGCCAGCGGCUCAUCUCCGCUUCGCUCUUCCUUCGGUUCCUGUGCCCCGCCGUCCUCAGUCCGUCCCUGUUCGGCCUGACGCAGCCGUACCCCGAACCCGCCACCCUGCGGACCCUCACCCUGACGGCCAAGGUCAUCCAGAACCUGGCCAACUUCACCCUGUUCGGGGAGAAGGAGGAGUACAUGCUGUUCAUGAACGACUUCCUGGAGCAGCACUGGGAGGGGAUGAGGGGCUUCCUGAAAAGAGUGUCCAGCCAGGACACCGAGGCCACCAUGACCUCCUUCGACGGCUACGUGGAUCUGCCUCUGCGCCUGGCUGUGCUGCACGGCCUGCUGGUGGAUAUCAUCCACCCCAAGGAUCAGGAGACGAUCGACCGGCUGUACCCUCUGCCUUCCAUCCUGAACCAGAUUACCGAGUCUCUGGGCCCAGACGCCCCCCGGAUUACCAUCAGCAGCGAAAUGGGACAAAACAAGCCUGCGUACGUUCUUCCUAAAGACCUGGGAAAGUACAGCCCACACCAGUCUCCGCUCCAGCAGCUUCCUGUCGACUCCAAAGGCCUUCGAGACGGGGAAGUGCGGCAUCGGAGGAGCCUGAGGGACAGGAAGCCGGUGAAGAGGACCCAGAGCGCUCCACACAGGCACCCCGGACACCCCAAGCACACCCUGAAGAGGCAGACCAGCUCCGAAGCUCUGCCCACGUCCGAGCAGGAGGCGGACCCCAACCAGCCGCUCAUCUCCUCACCCAACACCAGAGCCAGUGUCAAACCGCCGCCUGCACCGGUGCCCUGGAUUAAAGUGAUCCACAACAGGGACUCCAGCGAGAUGAAGCCUGAGAACGAACCGUUCAGCCUGCUGGACCAACACGCCCAGGAGCUGUCGGAGCUCCGCCUGGGCAUCGAACAGGUGACCGAGCGCGAGCUGGACAUGGCCAAACGCCUGGAGGACUUCAUCAUCCAGAGCCAGGACCAGAAUGCAUCACUGCAGGCCGAGGUGCACGAGCUGAGGAGCCUGCUGGCCGUGCGAGAGGAGCAACUCGCCAGCGCCACCUUCAGGCUGGGUGUGAUCGAGGAGGAGCGGGAGGAGGACGAGAGGAAGCUGGGCGUCGCCAUCGCUGCCGCCGAGAGGAUGAACGUGCUGGAGGAGCAGUUCGCCGGCCUGCUGAAGGAUCUCCACCAGCUGAGCGACGGCGGCGGCGCCGGCCAGAACAACGUGCAGCAUCCCGACAAGCUGCAAGUCAACAGCAACUGAGCGCCCAUCGCCGCCGCCGCCGCCCGUUCGGCCCCGUUCACUCAUUCCCAGGAGGAAACGGAAAACGCCAGUUUCCAUGACAACGGUGCCUCUGAAAACACAAGUUUUUGAAAAUGGCUUCCAAGGUGGAACUUUGUGAAAACGCUCCGUUACAAUUUUUUACUGUUUAUUUGCCGUUUCGGUGGAAACGGACGUCGUUUCUAAAACGUUGGUGUAAAUGAGACUCCAGUCGCAGCGUUUUGUAUAAAUGCACAUACAGAGCCUUCAUGUCACAGUCACAGCCUCCUGUUUCCAAAUGGGUGAACGAUGUGGCUGAAGGUCACUCCAGGUGUUUUUAAAUUUCAGACAAAUAAAAUCUGCUGUGGUUCACUCGUCUUCAUUUCAUGCUUUGCUUUGGAUGUUCUGUCCAUGAAUCGCUGUGGGAAAGUUUCAGGCUCUGAGUUCUUCACACAUGGAAAUCUCAAUGAUGAACGCUGCAUAAAGCCAAGGCCCAUGAGCCAUUAAUAAAUAAAUAAAUAUUA